Messenger RNA from Triticum urartu, 619 nucleotides. Lineage: Eukaryota; Viridiplantae; Streptophyta; Magnoliopsida; Poales; Poaceae. The record is from RefSeq and is a predicted model, not a curated record.
GAGCUAGAGCCUCAGCCUCUUCAGAUUCCACACUGUCCGCCUCCCCGGUUCGUCCCCAACUCUCCAUUAAUACAGUAUUUUUUCAUGGAUAGAAAUCUAUGGACCACCCGAUUAAUGCGGCGGCGGCGGCGGCGGAGACGUCUGGGAGAUGGACGUGCGGGGCGUCGACCGUAUCGUGAAGGUCGUCCUCUGGCACUCCGGCGCGGUCGACGUCAUCUCAGUGCUAUACGAGCGGGACGGCCGGGAGGAGCAGACCAGGCACUGGGGAAAGCCCGAAGGACAGCGCUCAGAGAUCUGCCUGGAGCCGGAUGAAUACCUCAUCGGCGUCAAAGGGAACCUUGGCAAUUUUGGUGGUUGCUUCCUCUUGGGAAGGCUUACUUUAAUCGGCAACCUGCGCACCUUUGGGCCAUAUGGAACGCGGGAAGGUCCGCCAUUCGAUCUUCCCGCAGCUGGCGGCAAGAUUGUUGGUUUCCAUGGCCGCUCCGGGGGCCUCCUCGAGGCUCUGGGCACCUAUGUAAAGAUGGACGACUAGCCCACACAUUACUAUCUAGGCCAUUGGUCGAUAUUACUAUUUGUACUGCAUGAACAUGUCAAUGUCUACUGUACCUCGUGACCAAAC